AUGCCAGAUAUUAUUAAAUAUGAUAUAAAAGAUUUACAAGAGACUGUUUUAACACCAUAUCAAAAACAUAGGCAAUUAAGUAUGAAAGAAGCACAAUCUAUAACGUUAGAUAUCCUUUCAAUAUUGUGUGAUGGCCAAGUUAAAGAUGAAGAUACUUUAAAGUGGUUAGCAAGGUUCAUGACUUCCGAUACGUAUUCAGAUUUAAUGGAUGAAAGAAAUCUUAACAAAUUAUGUGGAUAUCCUAUGUGCCAUGCAUCUCCAGAAAGAGAAAGAGAUCCAUUUGAGAUGUCUAAACUUACUAAACAAUUUUUAUGGGAAAAUAAUCCUUAUGCUUAUUUAUCUAGGUUUUGUAGUAAAUAUCAUUUCCGUUGUUCUCAAUUUUAUCAAGUUCAAUUAUCAGAUGAUGCCUUGUUUUCAAGGACUGGGAUUCAUUUAAUAAAUAAUUCUAUGCCAACAAAUAUUAUUAUGAAUGAAAAAUAUAAUGUUGAACUCAUGGAAGCCAUGCUAAGGAAUAAAGCCACGGAAGAUGAGUUUAAGAAUAUCAUAUUAGGUGUGAAGAAGUUAGAAAUAGAUGGACCUGAUAAGGUUACUAAUGAUACUAAUACAAACCCAACUCCAGAAGAUUUAACGAAAUGGUUUGAAGAUUUUAAGAUCAUUGAAAAUGAAAAACCUACAAUUAUAGAUGAUUAUUUGAAAGAUCAUAGAUGA
Arxiozyma heterogenica is the source of this 708-nucleotide messenger RNA. RefSeq names its product RNA polymerase II subunit B1 CTD phosphatase RTR1 (gene RTR1). Gene Ontology annotation, molecular function: RNA polymerase core enzyme binding; RNA polymerase II CTD heptapeptide repeat phosphatase activity. NCBI's taxonomy places the organism in Eukaryota, Fungi, Ascomycota, Saccharomycetes, Saccharomycetales, Saccharomycetaceae. The record is from RefSeq and is a predicted model, not a curated record. Gene Ontology annotation, cellular component: nucleus; cytoplasm. The transcript has a single exon. Bases 1 to 708 code for a protein of 235 amino acids.